Nannospalax galili (Upper Galilee mountains blind mole rat) is the source of this 1427-nucleotide messenger RNA. RefSeq names its product MLLT11 transcription factor 7 cofactor (gene Mllt11). Gene Ontology annotation, cellular component: nucleoplasm; cytosol. Gene Ontology annotation, biological process: positive regulation of mitochondrial depolarization; apoptotic signaling pathway; positive regulation of release of cytochrome c from mitochondria. The record is from RefSeq and is a predicted model, not a curated record. Bases 160 to 432 code for a protein of 90 amino acids. The transcript is spliced from 2 exons. Lineage: Eukaryota; Metazoa; Chordata; Mammalia; Rodentia; Spalacidae.
UAUUGCAGGGGGAGACGCUCACCGUCUCCGUCACAGAAGACUAGGCGUGAGGAGACAAAGCCGUCUAUCCCCAUCAGCUUCCUUUCUCUCCAGGCCGGAGCCGACCCCUCAAUCCCCUCUUCAUCCUCCGCGUUAGUCAUUAAUUGAUAACAGGGAGUUAUGAGGGACCCUGUGAGUAGCCAGUAUAGUUCCUUUCUUUUCUGGAGGAUGCCCAUCCCAGAAUUGGAUCUGUCGGAGCUGGAAGACCUGGGCCUGUCAGAUAUACCCACCUAUAAGAUGAAGGGCAGCAGCGCUGGCAAAAUGAGCGGGCAAGCAACUGGAGCAGAGCAGGAGAAAAGCCCUGAAGAUGAUACCCUCCUUGAGUACAGCACCUUCAACUUCUGGAGAGCGCCCAUUGCCAGCAUCCACUCCUUUGAAUUGGACUUGCUUUAAGGUCAAGACUGCUCUCUCCCACCAUCGUACCCUCAUUGUCAUUGCCUCUUGAACCCUCCCUUUCUGUCCCGUUCCCAUUUUAAUAUUAUUCACUUCCCUCUAUUGUGUUGGUGGUGCUGAUGAAUCUGCCAUUGAAUUGUAUUUAUUUAUUAUUUAUUUAUUUACUUGCCUACCUACUCCACUUCUCUCAAAAGCUCUCAAGCCACAGAGGGUUUAAGCAAUGGAGUACUAGAUCAUAGGAAUUCCUCCUCAGUCCCCAGGGGUUAUUAACUGACUCUAGAAAACGAUCCCUAUUGGGCACCAGAGAGUAGUACCAUUCUGCAAAGUGGAAAACUGAUUUUUCUUUUUUUUUCAAAUUCCAUUUUAAUCAGUGUCAAAGAUUACUGGAACUUUUCUAGUUUCCUGCACCAGGCCAGUAAGCAAAUAUUUUUUCAAGAGUUGGUGAAAACCUUGAAGUUUUGAGAUGAUUUACUACAAACCAGGAUUUCUAAAAGGCUAAGGUAAUAAGUCCUAUUCUUGUGGUAUGUUCUCUUCCCCCAGAAACUUGGGUGUAGUUAAAGAUGAAAAGCAAGAGGAAGUAAUACAUUGUGGAAAAUGAAAACGGACAAUCAUUGAAUCAUUUCCAAGAUGGCUAAACAGAGUUCCUUCAGCCUGCUCACCUCACAGCUUUGCUUCCAACUGUUUGAAAACUCAGAAAAUCAGUUUUCAGUGUUAAAGAAGAAACCUUGCUAUUAGGGUAAUUUGUAAAAGGCUAAUAAAGAGUUCUAUGAUCUGAAGAGAAACUAGAGUAUUAGGAUAAUUGUUGAGGGUUUGGUCCUUGCUUUCUCAUACUUGCAGUAUGUGAUAGAGACCAAUGGCCCCAGGCACAGUUCUUCAGCUACCUUAGGAUCAUGAAAUGAGCAGUUCUAUCAAACCCUACACCUGUCCCCACUCCUUCCAAAAUCAUUGCUGAUUUGUGCUGCCCCUUACUAUUUAAUAAAGAUGUGAAGUCCCAA